UUGUGUCUAAAGCCCAAUAGGAUUUAGCAUCUACCGUCAGGGAAAUUCUCCGGGCCGGAAAUGACGUCACCCGGGAGGCGGAGACAUUGCUGUGACGUCACCAGGAGGGGGAGUAUAUAGAGGAACACAGGGGUCUGUACAAGGACGUGAUGAUGGAGAAUCACCGGCCCCUCACAUCACUGGAUGGGCCCAGUAACAGAGAUACCCCAGAGAGAUGUCCCCGUCCUCUGUAUUCCCAGGAUUGUACAGAGGAGAAUCACAGGAUCCCACAGGAGGAUCAGGUUCAGUGUGAAGAUUUGUAUGAUAAGGUAGAAGACUUAAAUGAAGAGACUUAUGCGACUGAUAUAAAGGCAGAAGAUAUAGAGAGAGAAGAAGAGCUGUAUGUGACUAAUAUAAAGGCAGAAGAUAUAGAGGGAGAAGAAGAGACAUAUGUGACUGAUAUAAAGGCAGAAGAUACCGAGGGAGAAGAAGAGACGUAUGUGACUGAUAUGAAGGCAGAAGAUAUAGAGGGAGAAGAAGAGACGUAUGUGACUAAUAUAAAGGCAGAAGAUACAGAGAGAGAAGAGACGUAUGUAACUGAUACGAAGGCAGAAGAAAUAGAUAGAAAAGAAGAGACGUAUGUGACUGAUAUAAAGGCAGAAGAUAUAGAGGGAGAAGAAGAGACGUAUGUGAGGGGUGAUCAGCAGUGUAAGGAGGAGGAGAUCCCUACAGAUAUCAGUACAGCAAAUGGAUGGAACAGCCGGAAUGUCUCCGAGAAAUUUCCCAUGCAGUCUCCGGAUUGGGAAAUUGACAACAUCACACGAGAUUCUCCAGGAAAAAGACCAAUUAUACAUCCAGUACCACACACUGCAUGUGUGUCAUCUGAUCCCACUAAUCAUGGGGAACGUUCUCCUGAUAACUCAGAUAUUGCAACUUAUAAUACAGCAUUUAGUUUAGAUGAAAUAUUUCCCUGUUCUGUAGCUGCCAAAUGUUUUACACAGAACACAAGGCUGAUUACCCAUUCGUUAGAUAGGGCAGCUGAGAGUCCAUUUUCAUGUUCUGAGUGUGGGAAAUGUUUUACGCAGAAAUCAUGUCUUGUUAGACAUCAGAGAACUCACACAGGUGAGAGGCCAUUUCCAUGUUCUGAGUGUGGGAAACGGUUUACAUACAGAUCACAUCUUGUUGUACAUGAAAGAAGUCACAUAGGUGAGAAACCAUUUACAUGUUCUGAGUGUGGGAAAUGUUUUACACAGAAAUCAGAUCUAGUUACACAUCAGAGACGUCACACAGGUGAGAGGCCAUUUCCAUGUGCUGAGUGUGGGAAAUGUUUUACAAAGAAGUCAGAUGUGGUUAUACAUCAGAGAAGUCACACAGGUGAGAAGCCAUUUUCAUGUUCUGAGUGUGGGAAAUGUUUUACACAGAAAUCAGCUCUUGUUACACAUCGAAGACGUCACACAGGUGAGAAGCCGUAUCCAUGCUCUGAGUGUGAGAAAUGUUUUAUACAGAAAUCAGAUCUUGUUGCACAUCAGAGAAUUCACACAGGGGAGAAGCCAUUUCCAUGCUCUGAGUGUGGGAAAUGUUUUACACAGAAAUCAGAUCUUAUUAAACAUCAAAGAAGUCACAUAGGUGAGAAACCAUUUCCAUGCUCUGAUUGUGGAAAAUGCUUUACACAGAAAUCAGCUCUUGUUACACAUCAGAGAAGUCACACAGGUGAGAGGCCAUUUGCAUGUUCUGUGUGUGGGAAAUGUUUUACACAGAAAACAGAUCUUGUUACACAUCACAGAAGUCACACGGGUGAGAAGCCAUUUCCGUGUUCUGAGUGUGAGAAAUGUUUUAUACAGAAAUCAGAUCUUGUUAGACAUCAGAGACAUCACACAGGUAUGAAACCGUUUAUAUGCUUUGAGUGUGGGAAAUGUUUUACAGAGAAAUCAGCUCUUGUUAAACAUCAGAGAAGUCACACAGGUGAGAAACCAUUUAUAUGCUCAGAGUGUGGGAAAUGUUUUACACAUAAAUCAACUCUUGUUAGACAUCAAAGAAGUCACACAGGUGAUAAUCCAUUAACAUGUUCUGAGUGUGGGGAGUGUUUUACAGAGAAAGCAGAUCUUGUUACACAUCAGAGACAUCACACAGGUGAGAGGCCAUUUACAUGCUCUGAGUGUGGGAAAUGUUUUGGAAACAAAUCAAGUUUUGGUAGACAUCAGAGAAGUCACAAAGGUGAGAAACCAUUUCCAUGUUCUACAUGCGGGAAAUGUUUUACACAGAGAUCAGAUCUUGUUAGACACGAGAGAAGUCACACAGGUGAAAGGCCAUUUCCAUGCUCUGAGUGCGGGAAAUGUUUCAGAAACAAAUCACAUCUCAUUACACAUCAGCAACUUCACACAGGUGAGAGGCCAUUUCCAUGCUCUGAGUGUGGGAAGUGCUUUACACAGAAAUCAGAUCUUGUUGCGCAUCAAAGAUGUCACACUGGUGAGAAACCAUAUUCAUGUUCCGAGUGUGGGAAAUGUUUUACACAGAAAUCAGAUCUUGUUAAACAUCAGAGAAGUCACACAGGUGAGAAGCCAUUUUCCUGUUCUGAUUGUGGGAAGUGCUUUGCACAGAAAUCAGCUCUUUUUAUACAUCAGAGAUGUCACACAGGUGAGAAACCAUUUACAUGCUCUGAUUGUGGGAAAUGUUUUACACAAAAAACAACUCUUGUUACACAUCAGAGACGUCACACAGGGGAGAAGCCGUUUCCGUGUUCGGAGUGUGGAAAGUGUUUUACAGGGAAAUCAGCUCUUGUUAGACAUCAGAGAAGUCACACAGGUGAGAAACCAUUUCCAUGCUCUGAGUGUGGGAAAUGCUUUACAUGGAAAUCAGCUCUUGUCAAACAUCAGAGACAUCACAUAGUUGAGAAUCCCUUAAUAUGUUCUGAGUGUGGGAAAUGUUUCACAGGGAAAUCAGCUCUUGUUAGACAUCAAAGAAGUCACACAGGUGAGCAACCAUUUCCAUGUUCAUAAAAUAAUACUGAUUUUACAUCAGAAAAUUCACAGGAAAAAAGCAAUGUAAAUGAACUGGCAGAUCUGAAAUGGGGUUGUAGCAAUAUUCUAAAUAUUCCAAAAGCGAGAAAUGUUCUGUGAAGAAAUAAUUGUUGUUUAUACAGAUCAACUUUUGUUAUACAUCAGAGAACUUGCACGGAUGAGAAAUAAUUUUCAUGUUCUGAAUGUGGAAGGUUUUAUUAAUUAAAAAAAUAUAAUCUUGGUGAAUACCAGUAUACAUGAAACAUAAUUGCAGUUAUACUUAAUAUACUGAUUAAGAUAUCUAUAAUUUGAUUGUCUUUACUUCAGUUUUUCUCAUACGUAAAAGAUGCAAGCAAGAAAUUGUAUACUUCCAUAUGUAGAGUCUGAUACCUUUUGGGAUGUAAUUAACUCAAGACCUGUGCCCACCAAGGCCUACCAGUGUAUGGAUGGACACCUAAUGGGAGUAUAAUAUAUGUAAGUGGCAUGUGUAUGCAUUGCAGAAAUGGCAUUACACUAUUUGUACACAACCUGCUAAUGUAUAAAAACACUUUUUAUAUUGUGUACAAAUAGGGUAAUGCAGUGAGAUACACAACUGCAGACAUCUUAUUAGUGGAAGAGUUGCAUUUUCCAUAAAAAAGGAAACCUUUUCCCCUGUUAUUUAGGCACCAUCUCUCCUGUAGCAGCCUGGCUAUUAAGAUGCCCAGAAACAGCCCAGCCAAGCCAACUCAGGGAGUCCCACGCCCCAAACUCUCCCUAUAGUACUACCAUACUAUGUAAAUUUAUUCAGGUCUUACCAUUAAUAGUGCCUUGUUCAAGGUGCAGUCAGCAAAUGCAAGGGUUCGUAAUUAAAAACCAUCAGGGGCAGAUGGGAGGGGUGUCACUCCAGGCUGAAAGAUCUCCACCUUCAAAUAUACAUACAUAUAAGCGAUAUAGAAUAUAUAGAAGAUCCCAGACUGCACACCCUAACCAUAUAUAAUGAGAGGUGCUACUAUGCUGAUACUUGUAGUGCCAAACACAGAAAAAAAGGGAAUGCCGGUGCAUUCGCCAAACAUUACUAAUCAGAAUUGUAAUAUAUUUAACAUCAAGUAAAAGUGAGGUUCUCUGCAUAAUUUUGGCCAAAAGUAAGGGACUACCCACUGCGUCCAGGUAACCAUCAUUGGGUAGGUUCAUAACAUUCUUAAGGUACACCCCCAGCACACCCAGAGACCACCCCAAGCAAACCACCCCGGGGCACCACACUAGUGAGAGAUACAGAUGGAGGCACGCUCAUCUUGGCUUCUCUGCUGCGCAUAGGUCCACCAAGGUUUAUUAGCAUAAACCUUUCAUCUACUGUUCUCAGCUGCAAUACAGUACAGCUGAGGACAAUAGAUGGGGGAGGGGGGGAGGCUAUGGCUUACCGCCCUAUAUUGCCUAAAGUAUGAAAUCAAGAAGAAAUUCUCACUGCGACCGUGUGGCUAGCAGUCAAGCCACACCGUCGCAGCAUGUCGGGGAGCAGGAAGUGUUUGUGAUCAAAAGGGAUAGUGGUGUCAAAAAGGUGCGAGAGUAAGGAGAUGAUCUCCUGCCAUAUGCUGACAUGUAUUGGACAGGACCACCAGAUAUUUAGAAAAGAGCCCUCAUCCACGCAACCCCUCCGGCACCUAUCCGUGUGAUCUGUGUCAGGGAACAUGGCUUUUAGUCGGGAGGGUGCAUAGUACUAACGAUAAAGCAGUUUAUAAACAUUUUCUUUCAUUUUCACACAGACGGAACUAGAAGUGGCGUUAUCCCAUAUUUCAGCCCAAUCCGCACUGUCUAUGGCGUGUCCUAGAUCCAAUUCCCAUGUCAGUUCAUGAGGAUCCUGGUCAUGGACAGAGUCCUCACCUAACAAAGCAUAUAUGCUGGAGAUUAAGACCCUAGUGGAGGAGUGUUUCCAGAAGAUAUGUUCAAAAGAGGAUAAACUUCUGUUAGUGAGAAUUGAGCUGAUUGUGGAGUGGAAAUGUCUCACUUGUAGAAAGCAAAUCUGUGGAUGGGAUUGCUGUUCCAUGACGAAUGUCUGAACACUGAGGAAAAUAGCUUCAGUAGUGAUAUUGUUAAGAUAAUAUAUAUUCCCCAAGAGCCAGGUGGGAAAGGAGAACCUACACAAACCAGGGGGAAAAGCUGAAUUAACAAAAUCCCAAAUAGCUAGCGAACGGGAUACUACAGGAUGGGAGAGAACUGCUCGAGGGCGGCAAAUCCUAGGGAGCCACAAUAAGAAAGAUGUGGCUAAUCCCAGCUCCUCUGCCUCAGUAGUCUUCCCCACUCCACCCGGGUUACACCAUUGUACGCAGUGAGGGAGUUGCGCAGAGUAAUAGUAUUUUCUAAAGUCAGGAAUACCAAGACCACGCACUCUAGAAGGACGCUGAAGAUUAAGUUUAACACGUGGGAGUGUGUGGCUCCAAAUGAAGUGGAAGGUUUGGCAUUGCAAAGAUUUAAAAAUGAGGAUAUAUAUUGGUAGGUUUUGGAAGAGGUACAGUAUUUGAGGGAGGAUGAUCAUCUUAACGGAGUGUAUUCUGCAUAUCCAGAAAAUUUAGUAAUUAGACCACUCAAGCAAAUCAGAUUUUAUGCCAUCUAGAAGGUGAGGAUAGUUCACCUGCAACAGCUGAUGAUUAUAAGUAAAACACCAAGGUACAGCACUUGAAGUCAAGAACAUCUGUUUUGUCGACGUUAAUUUUGUAGCCUGAGUUUUGAGGAUAAAGACCUAUCUCAGGAGAGGCGGGAGGAAUCGGGCUGGGUCAGUAAAAGAGAUUAAAAUAUCAUCGGUGUAUAAAGCAAUUUGUGCUCAGAAGGGCACGUACAUACCAUAUUGCGGCAAAUCUUCACCGCCAGAGGUUCCAUAACAAGUGCAAAUAUUAGAGGCGAUAGUGGACAACCCUGUCCGGUACCGUUGAGGAAAAAAACAAUUUUGCUAAAAACACCAAAAAAAGCAAAGGACCAGGAGAUUUGGUCAAAGGACCUCUCUGCGUCGAGCUCCAAAACAAGAGAGGGGAGUUUCCAUUUCUGAAAAUAAUUAAUCAGGUCAAUAGUCCUUCUUAUGUUAUCUGACACCUGAUGUCCUGGUAUGAACCCGAUCUGAGCGGGGUGAAUCGGCUACGGUAGCAGAGGAUCUAGGCGGUUAGCUAAGAUUUUCGCGUAGAUCUUCAGAUCCAUGUUCAGCAGCGAAACUGGCCUAUAGUUGGAGACUUUGGGAUUACCACGAUGUCUGAACAGGUCAUCUCAGAAGUGAAAGAAGUGCCUUCUAGGAUGACGUUGAACAGGAAAGUAAGAUGUGGGGCCAGUUCUUUCGCAAACAGAUUAUAAUAUUGGGAUGGAAACUCGCCAGGGCAUGGGGCGGCAGAUGUGCGCAUGGAGUUUAUAGCAGCCAUCAUCUCCUCAGCUGAAGUACAAGUAUUAAGUACAUCUAGUUGAGUGUUUUAAAGAGUAGGUAAGGAGAUGUUGGACAAAGUAUGGAUGCACUCUCGUCUCCAGCAGCGGAUGGGAAUAUCUGCUAUAUUAUAAGGUGAGUUAUAAAAGGUCAGCAGACUGAAUCUUCAAUGCAGCUUUUUUCCGAACUGCCAAGGAUUGGGUGAUGAGGGAAUAUGGUAUCCUUAUAGGCUUCCCAGAAAACACUGGAGGUGGGUGAUUGCCAAUCUUCCUCGCCAGACGUUCAUCAUCUGCAAACCCACUUUGUCAGUCCCUCCAUUGGCUGCUGGAAUUCUACCGUAUUCAAUAUAAAAUGCUGUUACUUACACACAAGGCUAUUAACCAUACUACACCAACAUACAUCUCUUAUCUCAUAAUAUCUCCCAACUCGGCCCCUUCGCUCUUCACAAGAUCUGCGUCUCUCAUCCACACUCAUUAAUUGCUCCCAUGCACGAUAACAGGACUUUCUGCAGGCUGCACCCACUCUGUGGAAUGCCCUACCACGUACAAUAAGACUCUAGUCUCCAAACCUUCAAGCGUUCCCUGAAAACUCACCUAUUCAGACAAGCGUAUCAAAUUCCAGAACCACUCACAUUACCUUCAUAGCUUUCCUAUCCAAUGAUAUCCUCACAGUACAGUCCACACAUAUCCCCCACAUAUUUUCUUCAUGCUCCCUUCCUCCUGACCCUGGUUCAUCAUUGCAGUGAGGUGAUAUCAUGCAGCCCACCAAGAACCUUUGCAAUCUGGUGGACAACUACUGUAUGCAAUAAAUAGCACCUAUCCUUGUGUAUCAAUGCCUAUUUCCCCAUAGAGUGUAAGCUUGCGAGCAGGGCCCUCCUACCUCUAUGACUGUUUGUUAUUACCCAGUUUUGUCUUACUAUUGUGUCCAGUUGUAAAGCGCAAUGAAAUUUGCUGCGCUAUGUAAGAAACUGUUAAUAAAAUAAAUAAUCUA
Molecule: messenger RNA, 7341 nt
Organism: Pseudophryne corroboree (corroboree frog)
Lineage: Eukaryota; Metazoa; Chordata; Amphibia; Anura; Myobatrachidae
Product: zinc finger protein 271-like
Exons: 6
Coding region: 150-2975 (941 amino acids)
Biological process (GO): regulation of transcription by RNA polymerase II
Cellular component (GO): nucleus
Molecular function (GO): DNA-binding transcription factor activity, RNA polymerase II-specific; RNA polymerase II cis-regulatory region sequence-specific DNA binding
Source: RefSeq, a predicted model, not a curated record